Messenger RNA from Salvelinus sp. IW2-2015, 8500 nucleotides. The record is from RefSeq and is a predicted model, not a curated record. NCBI's taxonomy places the organism in Eukaryota, Metazoa, Chordata, Actinopteri, Salmoniformes, Salmonidae.
AACCUUGAGAAGAGUCUCCUUCAAUCUGCUGUUAGUAACUAACACACACACUCACUCACACCGAGACUCAAUUACUGCCCAAUUCCUUUCUUUAUCAUCUGUUACCGGCCUCUUUCAAAACGAAAUCGAAAAGAGGCUAGAAGGCUACACGAAGUAUUACUUGAAACAAAAUCCCGUUGGAAAUAAGUAUUAGUGUCGAAACUAAAGAUAUGGAGUCUGGAGAGCGGCUGGCCUCCCCCGCGCCCCCCACCGCUCGCACCUCCUCCCCUGCUGCCUCCUCCUCCUCUUCCUCCUCCUCGUCCCCGGCUCCCCACUCCAAGAGCAGUCUGGCCCCCAGCCCUGCAGCCUCACUGGGAUCUACCCUCAGCACCUCUGGUCGUUUGUAUGGGGCGAUGAGCGACCAGCAGCCCUACACGUUGUCAAGUGCCUUCCCCCUGGUCAGCCACCCAGCUUUCGGCCUGUACACCACCAGCUCAGGACGCCCAGAGUUUGGAGGCCUGGGGUCGUUGGGGUCCCUGGGUUCUCUGGGGUCCUUGGGGAUGUCUGCUGCCCUGGCCGCACACCCCCAGCUGGGAGCUCUGACAGAAUGGUGGCGAGCAGCAGAGGCCCACAGUAGGGGGGCAGCAGCCUUCCUCCCCCCGUUCCUGGGCCUCCCCACAAUGUUCACCCCCCACAUCCAGCAGAACCACAGCCCCAUGCAACCCCCCUCCAGGACCCCCAGCAAAAACGGACAGACCCCCAAAGGGGUGAACGGGGCAGUGAACGGAAGUGGGGUCUGCUCCCCAACCAUGCAGGGGUCUUACUCCAUGAACGCGUCCCCAUCCCUGGGUGCCUCCCAGGCUGUUAAGGGCCCCAACUCCAAGGCCAAGGACCCCAGGAGCAGCCCUCACAGCCAGAGCCACACAGCAGAGCUACAGCUGGAGAAAGUACCCCGCAAACCUAAGGACAAGAAGCCCAGUAAAAAGCCAGCAGAGUUCGCUGGGGUCAGUGACAGCGAAUCAGGCUCUUCCUCGGACAGCUCCAGCGACGGAGCCAUCAGCAGCGACCUGGAGGACCUCGGAGGGGAAGAGGAUGACGACGAUGAUGACGACGACGAUGAUGAGGAUGAGGAAGAGGAGGGAAAGAGCGAGGCGUGGAACUCUGAGAAGGAGAAGGCGAGGCGGACGAAGAAAAAAAUGAAGAUCGGGACACUAAGCUCAGGCAUGAAGGAGGCCCAAGACAAGAGGAACAACCUGCCCCACAGCCUACCCUCCGACCCCCCCAUCCUGGUCCCCUCACAGCACUGCCCCUCUCCUCCUACCCUGUCCCAGAGCUCCCCCCUGUCCCUCCAGACCUCCCGGCCCAGGGAGGAGGGUCUCCAGCAGCACCUCAGUGUCAUCCAGUCCACGGGUCUAGCAGCCAGCUCCAAGCCCCUUGCCCUCCUCACCCAACCCCGCAGGGAAACCUCCCCAUCACCCCUCUCUGCCUCGCCAAUCCCCCUCAUCACCUCGCCCAAAGGACGCACCACAUCCUCCCCCAAGCCGCCCAAGCUCCUGCCCUCCUCGCCGCAGAACCUGCCCCUGUCCCUCUGCACUUCCCUGUCCCGCUCCGUACCCCUGUCCUCCUCGCCUCAAUCCUUCCCUCUCCUCACGUCGCCCAUGGCCAACUCCCAGCAGCCCAAGCCUCUGAAGACACCUGGCAGUGGGAAGGCUAGUAAGAGGAAGUUGCUGGAGGAAUCACUCUCUCAGAUCAACGAAUUCAGGCUCAAACAGUCUUUACUCUCGCAAGGCCAGACGUUCCCGGCGGCGCAGCCCAAGAAGCAGCAGGGUCACAAAACCUCUAGGAAGGCUGCUGGGGUGACGUCAUCCUCCUUGCCGCCCCCCAAGCUGUCCUCCUCGGAGAGUCCGUGUGGUGGUGGCAGAAGCACCAAGUUGCCCCCUGCUCCCCUCCCCCCUCCCCCCCAGAACAACCACUCCAACCUCUUCCUGUCCAGCGCUCUCCUGGGCCUGGCUGCCCACCCCAACGGAGUCAUCCAAAGCACCACCGCUCAGGACGCGCCGCUAGCCCUUAUCACCAAGCCCCGCAAAGACUCCAACAAGGACCUCUCUGGGGCAGGGGCGUCCCUCUCGCUGCCCGUCAACCUCAGCACCGGCGGAAGGGYCCACUCGGCCUCCUCUCAGGSCCCCCCGGCGCGGCCCGCUACCUCACCCUCACCGGCCACGGCMCGGGGCCCCAGGAAGAUCAAGGCCCCCAAGRCCCCUAAGCUCCAGGCCCCUAACCUCCAGGUUCAGGCCCAUGCUCUGGCCCCCAUGGCAGCCUGGAAGGGCCUCUCUCAGAGUCACCUGGUGCAGUCUCUGGUGGACCUGUUCAGAGGGGCCGAGGCCGGCCUCCCAGGUCUCCCCGGUCUCCCUAGCAGCAAGGACUCGGAUGACUCUGUUGAGGAUGACGACGACGACGACGAUGAUGAUCUGGAUGAUUUGGAGGAUGAUGAGGAGGACUCGGAUGACAGCUUGUCAGAUUCUGACAGUAACUCGGACAGCGACAAGGACGYCUCCGGUGGCAAACUGAAGGACCCGAAGCUGAAGCUGCCAUCGUCAGGCUCCGCCUCCAAGAGGGAGAAAACCCCACUCAAGCUAACCAAAGGCCACGCCUCCUUACUGAGCGACUCAACCAAUCACACAGCCGCCAGCUGCUCCCCGCUCAACCUGCAGGUCAUCAAGACGCCCAACAUCGUCACCAGCUCCAGUGCCUUGGCCUAUCACAGCUCUCCUUCCUCUUCCUACUCCCUGGUCACGCCCCCAGGCGCAGGGAAAAGAAAGAGGGUGAUGGAUGAGCAGGAGUUGAGGAUACCUCUGGAGUUGGGCUGGCAGAGAGAAACGCGGAUCAAGAGCGCGUCCGGGAAGAUGCAAGGCGACGUGGCGUAYUACGCGCCAUGCGGGAAGAAGUUGAGGCAGUACCCAGAUGUGGUGAAGUAUCUAUCCAGAAAUGGAAUAAGUGGCAUCACACGCGAUAAUUUUAGCUUCAGUGCAAAGAUAAUGGUUGGUGACUUCUAUGAAGCCAGAGAAGGACCCCAGGGUCUGCAGUGGAGCCUGCUGAAGGACGAGGAUGUCAUCCCUCAUAUCCUGGCCAUGGAGGGCCGGACGCCGGCCCCAACUCAGAGCGCCAGCGCGGGGCCGAGGGGAAAGGGCUCCCGGAGGAGGAAGGGCCGGCCCCCACGUGGGAGAGGGUCUGGGGUUGGGGCAGAGGCGCCUAGCCCCAGCGAGGCCAAACUCUUACGCAAACUGGAGGCCCAAGAGAUAGCCAGGCAGGCGGCCCAGAUGAAAAUGAUGAGGAAGCUAGAGAAGCACCAUGGCCAGGCAGCCAAAGAGGCCAGGAAGCAACAAGCCAUCAUGGCGGCCGAGGAAAGGAGGAAGCAGAAGGAGCAAAUGAAGCUCAUCAAGCAGCAGGAGAAGAUCAAGCGUAUUCAGCAGAUCAGGUUGGAGAAGGAGAUGAGGGCACAGCAGAUCCUGGAGGCUAAACGGAGAAAGAAAGAAGAGGUUGCGAAUGCCAAAAUUAUGGAGGCAGAGAAACGAAUAAAGGAGAAAGAAAUGCGAAGACAGCAUGCAGUCAUUUUGAAGCACCAGGAGUUGGAGAGGCAUAGACUAGAUAUGGAGAGGGAGAGGAGACGGCAACAUGGGAUGCUCAUGAAGGCGGUGGAGGCUCGCAAAAAAGCAGAGGAGCGCGAGCGCUUGCGGCAGGAAAAGAGGGAUGAGAAACGCCUGAACAAGGAGCGGAAAUUGGAGCUGAGGAGGCUGGAACUGGAGAUUGCCAGGGAGCUGAAGAAGCCAAAUGAAGACAUGUGUCUGGCCGAUCAUAAGCCUCUUCCAGAGUUUUUCAGAAUCCCUGGCCUGAUCUUGCCGGGGGGUGCGGUGUCUGACUGCCUGAUGCUGAUGCAGUUCCUACGCGGCUUUGGGAAGGUGCUGGGCUUCGAUGUGGGGGUGGACGUACCCACCCUGGGCAUGCUGCAGGAGGGCCUGCUCAACGUGGGAGACAGCAUGGGACACGUCCAGGACCUGCUGGUCAGACUGCUCUCCCUGGCCGUGUGUGACCCAGGACUGCCCCCAGGACACAAGACCAAGACCAUGCUGGGGGACCAUCUGACCAACGUGGGCAUCAACCGGGACAACGUGUCGGAGGUGCUGCAGAUGUACAUGGGGGCCCAUUGCGGGCAGACUGAGCUGGCUGAGCUGGCCCUCAGCCUGAAGACCAAGGCCUUCCAGGCUCACACCCCCGCCCAGAAGGCCUCCAUACUAGGCUUUCUGGCCAAUGAGCUGGCCUGCAGCAAGAGUGUCGUCAGUGAGAUCGACAAGAACCUUGAUCACAUGACCAACAUGAGGAAGGACAAGUGGCUGAUCGAGGGCAAACUCAAAAAGUUGAGGACCAUCCAUGCCAAACGGACCGGAAAGAGAGAUGCCAGCAUGGGAGGGGAGGAGGCCCAGCCCCUGGGUACGCCCUCCUCUGGCCUCAAACGCAAGAGAAAGGCCGGAGCAGAAAGCGACGACGACGAUGAUGAAGACGAAGACAGCGAUGACCUGGCCGAUGAAGAUGACGAGGAAGAGGAGGAGGAGAUGAAGAAGGCGAAGAAAGUGGAAACGUGUGACGAGGACGAUGGGGACCAAUCAACUAGUGUGGAGGAGCUGGAGAAACAGAUAGAGAAGCUAGCCAAGCAACAGCACCAGGUGAGGAGGAAGCUGUUUGAGGCGUCCCACUCCCUGCGCUCCAUGAUGUACGGCCAGGACCGGUACCGCCGGCGCUACUGGGUUCUGCCCCACUGCGGAGGGGAAGCCCGCAAGCCAAGGGCAGGGACCCCCCGCCCCAAAUACAACGGCAGCCCCAGGCCACCGUCUGUCACCACGACAACAAAAACAGCACCACUAUCUGAUCCCACCAACAACGCCUCUCUGCCCGCCUUACCUACAAGCCCCUGUGCGUYGACGGCGCSGAACCUGCCGUGCGAGGAGGCCAARCCCGGCUWCCYCACCUCCACCUCGUCYCCCUCCUCGUUCUCCUCYCUYCUGAGCCCCCCACCCCAGCUUUUCAGCCCUAUGAAGACCUCCACCCUAACCCCUACCCCUCCACAGCUCCAGUACCUCCCCAGUGACCAGCUCCUCAGGGUCCUGACAGAGAGGAGCGGUCACUGGUUCAGCCUGCUUCCCCGCUCCCCCUGUGACGACACCUCCCUCACCACCUCUCCCUCCCCUGGGCCCAGCCCUCUCCAGUCCUCCCCGCUGCCUUCCUCCAGCCUCACCCGGCCCAGGUCUCCCCCGGCCUCCCCCGCCCUGCCUCUCACCCCCUCGGCAGCGUCGGCCUCAGCCAGCCCCCACCACCCAGCUGGCUUCAUCAACUACCCUCUGUCAGCCCUGCAGGUUAAGGCUGGAGGGUCGUUGCUGAGUCUCUCAGCGUUCUGCGGUGGCUGGCCCAGUGGAAUGCUGAGCCCCAGCCAGCUACCCUUCUGCAGCAGCCCCCUGCCAGGCCACUCGGGCCUCAGCUCCCUGGAGGGCAGUGCCAACGCGCCGCCCAGCGUCUCCAGCAAGAGCGAGUCGCCCGUUCCUCCCGGCGAGAAGCUCUCGUCCACGGUGCCCUCUCCCGCCAUGAUGGAGGUGCCCAAGCACUCGGACCACCCCACACCACGGCCCAUCCCCGAGGAGAUGCUGUCAGGCUGGUGGCGAGUGUCAGACAUUGAGGAGCUGCGCUCCCUGGUGGAGUCCCUCCACAGCCGGGGAGUCAGAGAGAAGGGCCUGCACCGACAGAUGCACAAAUACAUGGAGCUCAUCCCACAGGUCUGCACCAAGCACCGAGACGCGGCCAUGAUAGAGCUGUGUGAGCUUGGAGGAGAGCCAGUGGUCUUGCGUGUGGAGUCAGUGGUCGGGGGUGGUGGUGUGGAGGAGCAGGCCAUGGCGAUGGAACCCAAUCAGAGAGGGAGGACCUGGAUCUACCGAGAGACCAAAGCCCUCCCCAAACACAACAGCGGGGGCGCGUGCGACCAAAGACAAGCGGAGGACAAGGCGGACCCAGGCGGGCGGCGUGGUGCGUCACGGAAACCCCUCUGGAUCAUGCGGGUGACAGCGAUUGCGGACCUGGAGAGGAACAUCGAGAGAAGGUACCUGAGGAGCCCCUUAGGUACCACCAUUCAGAUCAGGCUGGAUAAUGUGGGGGCUAUCGGUACCGUCACUGUCCCCGCUCCCUCCAGUAGUGCUGAAAGGGAAGGGGGCGAGGAGGAGGUGGCCCAUGGGAUGAAGGUGUGGAGGAAGGCCCUGAGCGACGUCCGCAGUGCCGCCCAGCUGGCCAUGUGUCUCCAGCAGCUCCAGAAGUCCAUCGCCUGGGAGAGGUCCAUCAUGAAAGUGUACUGUCAGAUCUGCAGGAAGGGUGACAACGAGGACCUGCUCCUGCUGUGUGACGGCUGUGACAAAGGCUGCCACACGUACUGUCACAAACCCAAGAUCACCACCAUCCCCGAGGGGGACUGGUACUGCCCCGCCUGCAUAUCCAAGGCGAGCGGCCCAUCUCCCAAGAACAAGAAGCCGCCGAGCAAACCGGUGGCGGGUGGAGGCGGGAAGAAACCCACCGCUGCCGAGGCCAAGCGGAACGGGAAGCAGGCCGGCAACAGUAACGGUAACGUGGAGAUGUCAGAGGACGACUCGGCGAGCGCCAACAGCACCCCGAAGAAAGGAGGAGGAGCGAAAGAGCCCCCCAGCAGGAAGAGGAAAGGAGAAGAGAGUCCCGCCCCAUCUCAGGCCCCGCCCACACCCCAGACACCCAGUCAGGAGAGCCCUGUGGUGUGUGUGAAGAGAGCCAAAACAGCCAGAGACAACAACAGAGACCUGGGUUUGUGCAGGGUGCUCCUGGCUGAGUUGGAGCGGCACCAGGAUGCCUGGCCCUUCCUCAACCCCGUCAACACCAAGGGGAUCCCUGGGUACAGGAAGGUCAUCAAGAAGCCCAUGGACUUCGCCACCAUCAGAGAGAAGCUCAUAAGCAGCCAGUAUCAGAAUCUGGAGACUUUCAUUAUUGACGUCAACCUGGUUUUUGAUAACUGUGAAAAGUUUAAUGAAGACAAUUCAGACAUYGGGCGAGCGGGACACAACAUGAGGAAGUUCUUUGAUAAGAGAUGGACAGAGCUUCUCAAGCAAAUAAACUAAUCCAUCAGUUUGGGUGUUGUUUUACCGAUCAUCAUCACUGUCUCAAACCAGACCUCCAAUAACAUUAUUUGACAUUUCAUAGCGGAGGCACCACGUUUUGGGUACAACAAGAUGAUGAUGCUGGUCCGUCUGUACCUUUGGGACGAACCCGGGGCGGUUAAAGUGAAAUGUCAACAGACAGACUUGUAACGCUGGUGUUGCUACAGUACAACAGGGAUCCGAACACCCAAAGAGUCCCACACAAUGUCAACCGGGUGUCUUAGUGCAAUACCAUUUCCUGUUCAAGAUCAUUGCACUGAAUCCUCAUCCUKCUCAACCACCCRAGAUGCAUCUGCGGUAGAAUACUUUCMACUACUUGUAAAUAGACGUUUUAUUUUUAUUUAAUCGUAUUAUAGUGAAUGUAUUUAAUUUUUUAAUAAUUAUUUAUGAAUCAAUAAAUAAAUAAAAUAAAAAAGGUCCACAUCAUUUUCUAUGAAAAGGAAGAAUCAGCUCCACUGCUUUGAAUCGAAAGGAAUGUCUGUCUUUGUGUUUGACUUUUUAUUUUAUUUUUUUCCCAAAUAUGAAACAAAGCCAAGAAAUGUUUUUACUGUUUACACUGUUCUAUGCUUUUGGGCACCAGAGGACUGUAAUCAUUACGUUAAAACUGUACAACUGCAUUUAAUUACAAAAAUUGCAGAAAAACAGUCAGACAAUGGUGAUACAUGUGUAUAUACUGUUUAUUAAUGUCAAUAUUCAAGUCUUGUUUGGAACGAAUUGUUUAAAAUAUCAGAUAUUGUUUAUGCCUUAGAAUGAUUGUAGCAUUCUAUUCUAUUUUAGUGAAAGUGAUAAAAAAAACAUUAUAAAUAUUGUUUGUACAAUAUAUACAUAUCCUCUGCAAACACUGUGGUAUCCUUAAUCUUGGUAGUGCCUACCCUUCCAACAGGGGCGUAGGGGAUAUAAUUUUUUAGUUUUUUCCAUUUUUAUGAUGACAUUAUUUUUUAUAUAAUUUCAAUCCAACAUGGCCUCCAAAGUCUGACAGUGACACAGUAAUCWUUCCUCUCCAUACAGAAAGAGAAAAACAAACAAACAACGUUUAAGUAUUUUUUUUGUCUUUUUUUCCAUGAAACAUUUCCCCACAUCUGCCUUGCCACAGUACAGAGGACGUAAGGCCAUUUGUAACCACUGUGUUUGAAUCUUGCUGUGUGUCGUGGCCUAAUGGAGGCAGCUAGAGUUUUUUGUACCCAAGUCAGAGUACUUGAAGUUACUUUAUUUAAGAUAUUGUGRAAAAAAARUAUCAUUCUUUUUGUAGGAGCUUUAUUUUUCACUAGUGUGUGGCACGGACCUAUUAAAGGAUGUUUUUCAACCUA